GGGUGUAUUUCCCUACUCGACAAGUUCGUAUGAAAUUGGUUUCCCGAAUACCUCGAUUCGUUUACUUGUGACGCCAUUGUAUCAUAUACGGCUUAACCUACUGCAAGGGGUCAAAAUAUCAUUCGUCAGACGUCGGUUGUUGAAAAUGUCAUCGCCAGGGUUCCUUGGUUCGUGGAUCAAGGCUCAGAAGCCGAAGGCCCCACGAAUGAAAGACGCCCCCACUUUCUAUCGAAAUCUCGAAGAGGCUUUGGAUGUGCGGAGGGCUGACCAUGCCAUGGCUACGAGAACGAAGAGCACAUGGAAGACGGGUGAAGCUGUCGACUUUUGUUCUAAUGACUUGCUUGCCUUGGGAUCGUCAGGACAACUGCGCACCGAGUUCCUGGAGGAGCUUGCACGUCACCCUGACUUUCCUCUGUACGCUGGAGGCUCUCGCCUAAUGGACGGCAACUAUGACUACAUUGAGCAGGUCGAGCGGGAAAUCGCCGAAUUCCAUGGAGCGGAGAGUGCGAUUAUCGUGAACUCGGGGUAUGAAGCCAAUGGUGCAAUCUAUACUGCUAUCCCGAGGCCGGGAGAUGCAAUUGUCUACGAUGAACUCGUCCAUGCUAGUACACACGAUGGCAUGGCCCACAGUUUAGCUCUCUGCAGAAUGUCUUUCCGCCAUAAUGAUGUGGAUUCUUUCAGGGAUACAUUAGCAUCUGUCGUAGAUUCACAGCCCAUGAUUAGGGAUGGAUCACGCUCAGUGCUGAUUUCUGUUGAGUCGAUAUAUAGUAUGGAUGGAGACGUCUGUCCCAUAGAAGAGCUCAUUGAGAUCGCCGAUGAAGUUUGUCCGAAGAAGAAUGCGGUGUUCAUAGUAGAUGAAGCCCAUGCGACGGGGAUAAUAGGACCAAAUGGCGCCGGUCUCAUUUGCGAGCUCGGCAUACAAGAUAAAAUCGCAAUUCGACUUCAUACCUUCGGAAAGGCACUGGCUUCAUCAGGUGCCGUUAUACUAGGAAACGAAUCUGUGAGAUUGGCGCUGCUAAAUUUUGCGCGCUCUGUCAUUUACACCACUGCACCCUCCUUCCCUGCGGUAGCCGCGAUUCGCUCUGCGUAUAAUCUACUAAAGUCCGGUGCGACACAAGAGUCUCAAGAGAAGAUUCAGGAUCUAGUCAAGCACUUUCUGACGACGAUAACAUCUCAUGAAGUUUGGGAUGAAGCGAAUGACAUGGGUAUCCUAUCGAUUCCGAUCAGUGAUAACUGGGAGUUUCGGGAUUUCUUAACACAUAUAGUGCCGGUUUGGACUCGUCAGCGAUAUAACUUCUGGCUAGUCUUUCAUCUCCAAACAUCAGGAAUAUCGGCAUUUCCUAUCGAUUAUCCUGUUGUCCCUAAGGGCCAGAGCAGAAUUAGGCUUAUGUUCCAUGCUGGGAAUACCGAAACAGAGGUAGAAUUGCUGGCCAAUUCAAUCUGCGAAUGGGCCAAGGAGAUGAUCGACAUCGAAAAAGGGGCCGAGGGAAAAUCAAAGGUUCCCAAGGCUGCUCAGCAGAUAUAUGCUAUGAUGGCUGAUGUAUGAGGCAGAUAGCAGUAGUAUGGAACCGCAACGAAAUCUAGGAAUUACUUGAUACCCAAGAUAAAAGCUGACGAUGUACUAUGGAGGGGUAGAACCUUGAAAUAAACAAGCGGCAGCAUUAGUCAGAUAGAAAAUGAGAAGCGAU
Annulohypoxylon maeteangense is the source of this 1688-nucleotide messenger RNA. Its product is annotated as putative aminotransferase. Bases 146 to 1546 code for a protein of 466 amino acids. Lineage: Eukaryota; Fungi; Ascomycota; Sordariomycetes; Xylariales; Hypoxylaceae. The record is from RefSeq and is a predicted model, not a curated record. Gene Ontology annotation, biological process: biosynthetic process. The transcript is spliced from 3 exons. Gene Ontology annotation, molecular function: pyridoxal phosphate binding; transferase activity.